GGGGAGUGAUUGGCUCUUGGGGCCAGGGGCGGGGCCGGCGCAAACCCACGGCCUAAGGUCGGGUCCCAGGUCGUCCGUGGGAGGCAGUGAGACCUCCCAGCGUGAUGUCCUUCUGCAGUUUCUUCGGGGGCGAGGUCUUCCAGAACCAUUUUGAGCCGGGUGACUACGUGUGCGCCAAGUGUGGCUAUGAGCUCUUCUCCAGCCGCUCCAAGUAUGCACACUCGUCCCCAUGGCCGGCCUUCACUGAGACCAUCCACGCCGACAGCGUGGCCAAGCGGCCAGAGCACAAUAGGCCUGAGGCCUUAAAGGUGUCCUGUGGCCGGUGUGGCAAUGGACUGGGCCAUGAGUUCCUGAAUGACGGCCCCAAGAGGGGACAGUCCCGCUUCUGAAUCUUUAGCAGCUCACUCAAGUUCAUCCCCAGAGGCCAAGAAACUUCUGCUGCCCAGAGGAAGUAGGCUGGACCCCAGGUGACCCUGUGGGGGUACAUCUUGCCACCCCACUUUGAAUCAGAACCCAGACCUUCAGACAGGGAGGGGCUACAGAAAUCAGGAAGCCCCCAAGUUGUUGGCUGUCAGCAGGCUGACCUCGGGAACCACAAACAGCAUUUUCUGCUUUGGCCCUCAGCCCCUUGCCCCAUGCUGCCUGCUUCCUGGAAGGGUCAGGACUGGGCUGGAGGCUCCCCUGUCCUCCUGAACACAGGGGGCUCAGGGCAGGCUCCAGGCCUAGGUUGGCUCUCGAUGACCCUGUGCCCACCUUUUCUUCUCUCCUGCCUGUCUGUACCCCGUGUGAGACAUGGUUCCAAGCUCUACCUUCUCCUGGGCCUGCCUGGCGUUCCUACAGCCACCGCAUGACUCGCUCUGGCUAAACCCUGCCUGGCAGCCAGAGUGCCGAGAACCUGUGACUGGGAGCUGCCUGGCCUCUGUCUUGGGAGGAGCGGCCUGCCUGUUUCUCAGUCAGUGUGCAGUUUGCCUCACUGGGCUUGGGAAACAGGAAGUGAGGCCCUGUGGCCUUGGUCCCACCUUCAGGCCUGGGUGGGGCAACCCCUCCCUCAGGAGUCUUCUCUGGAAUGGGCAGGGGAAACAAACAUAAACACUCGAGGCCCCCA
Messenger RNA from Erinaceus europaeus (western European hedgehog), 1105 nucleotides. It is a transcript of the gene MSRB1, whose product is annotated as methionine sulfoxide reductase B1. Gene Ontology annotation, molecular function: peptide-methionine (R)-S-oxide reductase activity. The record is from RefSeq and is a predicted model, not a curated record. NCBI's taxonomy places the organism in Eukaryota, Metazoa, Chordata, Mammalia, Eulipotyphla, Erinaceidae. The transcript is spliced from 4 exons.